UAAGCGCCAAACAAACGCCACAACCGAAACACUAAACAUUUGAAGAGCUUAAAUAGAAAUACAUUUGCGCCAGAGAGUUUAGACGAGAAAGAUCGACGGACACCAAGAACUUCAGCUAAACAGGGGAACCACUUGCGGCUUGAUUUGAAGAAUAACAAGAUGAUUUACCGAUYUACCGUGGCUGCCCAAUGAAAUACUAAGAUAAGUGCUCAAUAUCAAUUGAUAAGGAUAAUAAAUUGACUCCGGCAGUGAGUUGGCAGUAAGCUUAUCAUCCCUCACGCGAAGAUUACCAGAAAACGAAGAGACUAGUCGCUCUUAAGAUGUCGAACACAACAGAGGAUUUCAAUCUUUCUCUUCCAUACGCGCUUUCUUUGACAGUUGUGAACUUUUUAUCGAGUAUUGUUGGUGCAACUGGGAAUACCCUGGUGUUGAUAAUCAUAAUGAAGUCUAGAACACUUAACGGUGCAACGGACUACCUUAUUAUGUCUCUUGCAAUUGCUGAUCUUCUYGUAACAUCAACCACACAACCUUUGUUUAUGUACCAUAUAAACUAUUACAACAAAACUGAUGGGACGACAUUCGAUGUUAUCUUAGAUAUAACUGGUUAUGUAUCGAAUCUUGCUUCGAUAGCGUCGAUGUUGGUGGUCACCUUUGAUAGACUGGUAGCAAUUCGUUUUCCACUUCGAUACAAGAGUAUUUUAUCCAGAAAGAAAGUKUUUGUCGUAAUCCUAGCAGUUUGGYUUUGUUCAACAUUGUUUGGUAUUUUCUUCAGGGUUUGUUCUCUACCAGAMGGUUUACUUUGGGGAAUUUCCUCUUUGCUGUUGUUAGGAACUUUAUCUUCGUAUCCUUAUAUAUUUUACGUCGCUAACAAGCAAGAAAACCUCUCCAGGAAUGUAAUCCAACGAAUAGCAGCAUCUUCCAUCAAUCCUUCUGAAAACCCUUCACCCGAAAGAACGAAUCGAUUCCGAAUAUUCGCCGAAAAAAAAUCAGCCAAAACAGUAGCGAUAGUUGUAGGAGUUUUCGCACUAUGUUGGGUACCUAUCUUAGUUUAUACUCUCGUCAAGAUGAAGACCUCUUCAAACCGAAAUGACUUUUUGCCUGGAUUUUUCGUAGUGUAUACUAUGUCUUUGUGCAAUUCGGCAUGCAAUCCUUUUAUCUACUGUAUCAGAAACCAACGAUAUCGCACAAUCCUCAAACAAAUAUUCAGAAGAAAUAUUUCAGUGACUUCAGUCGCUACUAGAACUACAGGGCUACAAAUAUAAAGGAAAAAAUAUAUAAUAAUAAUAAUAAUAAUAAUAAUAAUAACUUUAUUAAUGUCUCGAAUUUCUUCUAACCGGGCACAAGCGCCCUAAUAAUCGGGGAGACAAUUAUGAACAUUUUAACCAGCCCUUUUGAGAGCAUUAUCAAGUAGAAUACCUCCCUUGUGUAUAUAGACGAGUUUGUCCAUAAGAAGCUACCAUGGAAUCUCAUAAGCAUGAUAAAA
Messenger RNA from Actinia tenebrosa (Australian red waratah sea anemone), 1483 nucleotides. Its product is annotated as melanocortin receptor 5. Gene Ontology annotation, cellular component: plasma membrane. The record is from RefSeq and is a predicted model, not a curated record. Gene Ontology annotation, molecular function: G protein-coupled receptor activity. NCBI's taxonomy places the organism in Eukaryota, Metazoa, Cnidaria, Anthozoa, Actiniaria, Actiniidae. Gene Ontology annotation, biological process: G protein-coupled receptor signaling pathway.